Molecule: messenger RNA, 4622 nt
Organism: Xenopus tropicalis (tropical clawed frog)
Lineage: Eukaryota; Metazoa; Chordata; Amphibia; Anura; Pipidae
Gene: abcc12
Product: ATP binding cassette subfamily C member 12
Exons: 30
Coding region: 321-4613 (1430 amino acids)
Biological process (GO): xenobiotic transport; transmembrane transport
Cellular component (GO): apical plasma membrane; basolateral plasma membrane; endosome membrane
Molecular function (GO): ATP hydrolysis activity; nucleotide binding; ATP binding
Source: RefSeq, a predicted model, not a curated record
GAAAACUUUUUUUUUUAACUUGCUGGUCCUGAAAGUUGUCCCGUGGGGAUACCUUCUCCUGUCACGGAGGGCUAGCACUUUUCUCGUCUCGGUCCCAUUGCCAUGUUACUUUCAGAGCUGCAGGCCAGAGUGUCCUUGAAUGCUUUAGCAAGCUGGCAGUCAGUGUUCGGCACUACUGGUUUUGCACAGAACUUUUUGGUCAUAAUGUGCUCCAGUUUACAAUAACUUGGAUUAAGUGACCUGCUCAAGAACUCAUCACAAGAAUCAAGCCCAGACCCCUUAGUCCAGGGAAUUGACUACUGCACAGCCUCAGGGACAACAUGGACUUCCUUGGGAAGAUGGUUGCUAGUAGGUACCACCAAAGCCUACAACUGUUGAAACCUUUUCGUGCCACUCACAGAAAUCAACAUCCAAUUGACAAUGCCGGCCUGUUUUCUUUUAUGACCCUGAACUGGAUUACGCCACUUGCCAGGAAGGCAUACAAGCUCUCUGAACUUCAAAUGAAUGAUCUCUGGAGUUUGCCUUUUCACGAGUCAUCUGAAACAAACUGCCAAAGAUUGCAGUCUCUCUGGGAAGAAGAACUACAGAACCAUGGGAAAAGGAAAGCUUCACUAAGUCUAGUGUUGUGGCGCUUCUGUCGAACAAGAUCUUUACUGGCUUUUUUGUCUCUGAUUAUCACAAUGACGGCAAGCUUUAUUGGCCCUGCUAUUUUUAUUCGGGCCUUACUAGAAUAUGCAAAUACUUUAAAACAUGAUCUGCGUUAUGGGUUGAUUCUAGCAUCUGGCAUAUUUGCAGCAGAACUUGUUCGUUCUUGGUCUUUUGCUUUACAUUGGGCUAUGAACUACAGAACAGGAGUUCGACUAAAGGGUGCUGUUCUAGCAUUGGCGUUUAAAAAGAUGCUGAAACUUAAACAAUCAAAUGACAUUCGGACUGGUGAGCUUCUUAACAUGUGCUCCAGUGAUGGUCAGCGGCUAUUUGAAGCAGCAUCGAUUGGCUGUAUGUUGGCUGCAGGUCCUGUGAUUGGGAUCAUGGGUCUGGUGUAUACAGCACUUUUCCUGGGGCCUUCUGCCCUUCUAGGUUCUUCUGUAUUUAUUAUUUUUUAUCCAUUUAUGAUGCUGGCAUCAAAGCUCACAGCAUAUUUUCGAAAGAAAUGCAUUGUGGUAACAGACAGAAGAGUGAGACUUAUGAAUGAGAUCCUAAACUCUAUAAAAUUUAUUAAGAUGUAUGCCUGGGAAAAUACCUUUAGAAAUAAAAUUCAAGAUAUCCGAAGUGAAGAAAAGACAUUUUUGGAAAAAGCUGGAUAUGUUCAGAGUAUAACAUCUGGGGUAGCUCCAGUAGUUGUUGUGGUAGCCAGUGUAUGUACAUUUACAUUGCACAUGGCACUUGGAUACAAUCUGAAUGCAGCUGAGGCCUUUACAGUUGUUACAGUUUUCAACUCAAUGACAAGUGCUCUAAAAAUGAUACCACUCGCUGUGAAAGCAGCUUCUGAAGCUUCCAUUUCCAUCUCCAGAUUCCAGAAGCUGUUUUUGAUGGAAGAGUCUGAUAUGAGAAACAAUCAGAGACUACUAUCAAAUGAUCUCAUCGAUUUCAGUGGUGCCUACUUUUCAUGGAGUUCAGAUGUCAGAUCUUCAACACUAGAAAAACAAAAAGAGGCAGAGCAAAAACAAGAGGAGUUCAAGGAGACCCAGAAUCUAAUUAAUGGCCAUUAUCUAUUUAGCUCAUCAGAAUCAAAACAAAUAGUCAAUGGUACCAAUGCAUCUGAAUAUAUAGUUUGUGAGCAUAAAGCAGCACUCAUUAACAUCAAUUUCACUGUACAAAAGAGCAAACUUAUAGGAAUCUGUGGGUCUGUUGGAAGUGGGAAAACCUCUUUAAUUCUUUCUAUAUUAGGGCAGAUGACUUUAUUAGAGGGUACAGUGACAGUUUCUGGUAGAAUUGCCUAUGCUGCCCAACAGGCUUGGAUUUUUAAUGAAUCACUAAGAGAAAAUAUCUUGUUUGGAGAGGAAUACAAAGAGAAAAAAUACCAGAGAGUCUUAAAAACUUGCUGUUUGUAUCCAGACAUUGAAUCUUUACCUCAUGGAGACUUGACAGAGAUAGGGGAACGUGGUACCAAUCUUAGUGGAGGACAACGACAAAGAAUCAGCUUAGCCCGUGCUCUUUAUAGUGAAAGAAGUGUGGUGCUUUUGGAUGAUCCACUCAGUGCUGUGGAUGUUCAGGUUGGAGCUCAGCUGUUCAAAAAGGCAAUCAAACAUGGCAUGAUGAACAGGAUUGUCUUGUUUGUAACACAUCAGCUACAGUAUCUUGUGGAGUGUGAUGAGGUCCUGAUGAUGAAAAAUGGGUCCAUCGCUGAGCAAGGGACACAUGAAGAACUCAUGAAAUAUCAGGGUGACUACGCGGUUUUAUUUCAGAGUAUGCAACAAGUGAACAGUAUUAAAAGUGAUGUACAGUGUUCUCCAAUGAAAUAUGAACAACUUGACAGACAGGUAACUAGUAGUCACCAUGCCACAGUUGUUCAACAAAGUAAAGAGCAAGGUACAUUAAGUGAACUAACAAACCAAGAAGAAACAGGCCAUUUCACUUCUGAAGAUGUUAGCGCAGAUCAUCUCACUCACAAAUCUGAAAUGGUAAAUCGUGAUUUUAUGGUAACAGACGGUCAGAUAACUGGUUGCAAACAGGCAGAUCAGUAUGGUGAUCAAGAAGAUGAUGCUGAUGAAGAUGAAAAAGGUUCUGUUCUAGGAAAUACAAUCAUUGUUAAUAACAAUGAAAGGCAGAACAGAGAUCUUAUGGAACCAGAGGAGAAAGGAUGUGGUUCUGUACCAUGUCCAAUAUACUGGGUGUAUAUAAAAGCUGCUGGAGGAGCCCUGUUUUGUGUAUUGAAUGCUGUUCUCUUUAUAUUUACUACUGGGAGUAUGGCAUUCAGUAACUGGUGGCUUAGUUACUGGAUAAAGCAAGGCAGUGGUAAUACAUCUGUUGUCACAAGUAAUGUGACUCUUUCAAGUGACAACAUGAGUGAUAACCCUGAUUUGGAAUUUUACAUCUACGUUUAUAUAUCAACCUUGGCAGCAGUCCUAGGAUUUAGAUUUAUUCGUGGAUAUGUGUUUGUAAAGAGCACACUUAAAGCUUCUACAAAACUUCAUGAUCAGCUGUUCCAGAAAGUCCUCCACAGCCCUUUGAAGCUGUUUGACACAACACCACUUGGCCGAAUACUAAACAGAUUCACAAAAGACAUGGAUGAGGUGGAUGCCCGUCUUCCAUGUCAACUUGAGCAACUUAUACAAAAUAUGAUUCUCGUCCUCUUCUGUCUUGGAAUGAUCAGCUUUGUGUUUCCAUGGUUUCUAGUGUCUGUAUUACCACUGAGCAUUCUCUUCUUCUUAAUAAAUAAAGUAUCAAGAGUGCUAAUCCGUGAGCUGAAGCGCUUGGAUAAUAUAAGUCAAUCUCCAUUCCUGUCUCACGUUACUGCCUCUUUGCACGGAAUAACAACAAUUCAAGCCUACAAUAAAAAUACUGAUUUUAUUCUGAGGUUCCAGAAACUUUUGGAUAUCAAUCAAGUCCCCUGCUUUCUUUUUAGCUGUGCAUCAAGGUGGUUAGCUGUGCGUCUUGAUCUGAUCAGCAUGAUUGUUAUCACCCUAACUUCAGUGUGUAUAGUACUCAUGCAUGGACACAUUCCACCAGCAUAUGCAGGACUAGCCAUAUCGUAUGCUGUACAGCUUACAGGACUCUUCCAAUAUACUGUUCGGCUGGUCACAGAAACAGAGGCUCGAUUUACCUCAGUUGAGAGAAUAAAUCACUACAUAAAGAAUUUGGAAUCUGAAGAGCCGCUGAAAGCCAAAGAAAUUACUCCCAAAACCUGGCCCCAGGAAGGAGCGAUUACAUUUGAAAAUGUUGAAAUGCGUUAUCGUGAUAAGCUGCCUCUGGUGCUCAAGAAUAUUUCAUUUAGCAUUAGACCAAAAGAAAAAAUUGGAAUUGUUGGCAGAACUGGAUCAGGAAAAUCUUCUCUCGGAAUGGUUUUGUUCAGACUGGUUGACCUAGCCGGAGGAUCAGUCACUAUUGACAACUUCUGUAUCAACACAAUUGGGCUGAAAAACCUGAGAGGAAAACUUUCAGUCCUUCCCCAAGAUCCUGUACUAUUUGUUGGAAGUAUCAGGUCAAAUUUGGAUCCAUUAAAUCUACAUACAGAUGAAGAGGUUUGGAAUGCCUUGGAAAGAACUCAUAUGAAGCAGCAUGUUUCCAAGCUAGUCGGAAAACUUAACUAUGAAGUGUCAGAAAAUGGGAGCAACUUCUCAGUGGGGGAACGGCAGCUCCUGUGCAUGGCGCGGGCUUUACUUCGGAGCAGUAAGGUUUUGCUGUUAGAUGAAGCUACUGCGGCAAUAGAUAAUGAAACAGAUGCUCUUAUUCAGGAGACUGUUAAGGAAGCCUUUCAUGACUGCACUGUUCUUAUCAUAGCCCAUCGUCUUAACACCAUACUUCACUGUGACAGGAUAAUGGUAAUGGACAAAGGAAAGAUUGUGGAAUUUGAAAAGCCAUCUGUCUUACUGUCCAACAAGAAAUCAAGGUUUCAUGCAAUGGCAACACAAUGGCAACAACUUCAGAAAAAGGAGGCAUCACCUAUAAUGUAGAGGCCAAAC